AUGGCAACCUUUAACAAUGGUCAAUUCCCUGCGAAUCUACCAGUUUUGGAUGGAAAGAAUUAUGAUAAUUGGAGCAAGCAGAUGAAAGUGCUAUUCAAUUAUCAAGAUGUGAUGGAACAAGUGAUUAGUGGUGUGGAACCACUUUCAGAAGGUGCAACAGAGGUUCAAAGAACACAACACAAAGAAUUGAAGAAGAAAGACUACAAGGCAUUGUUCAUAAUUCAUCAAAGUGUAAGCCCUGAUAUCUUUGAAAAGGUUGGAGAUUGUGAAUCAGCUAAGCAAGCUUGGGAUAUCUUGGCUACAGCUUAUGCUGGAGAUCAGAAGCUACAAAUGAAAGAGAAAGAAACUGUAAGUGAAUUCUUCACUAAAAUUGCAAAAAUAGUUAAUGAGAUGAAAGCCUGUGGAGAAAUUGUGUCUGGUACAAUGAGAGUAGAAAAGAUAUUGAGAUCUUUAACUCCUAAGUUUGACUAUGUGGUAGCUGCUAUAGAAGAAUCUAAAGAUCUUGACAGUAUAAAAGUUGAGGAACUGCAAGGAUCUUUAGAAGCACAUAAACAAAGGAUGAAUCAGAGAAAUUCUGAUAAAUCCAAUGGUGAGAUAGCAUUACAAGUUCAGCAGGGUAAUAAGAAUAAGAAAGGAAAGGGAAAAUGGCAAGGCAAUAAGGGAAAAGAUGGUUAUCAUAAUGGUAAUGGAAAAGAAAAUCAAGAUACCAAAGGUGGUGGAAAUCAGAAGAAACAAUCUAAUGGUGGAAGAGGUGGUUACAAUGGAGGUCAUAGAGGUGGAAGAGGUGGCAGAGGUGGAAGAGGAAAGUUUGACAAGAAAAACAUUCAAUGCUAUAAUUGCCAAAAUUAUGGUCAUUUUGCAGAUGAAUGUAGAUUCAGAGAGGAAUCAAGUGAUGUUGAGGCCAAAAUGGCUAGAAAUGAUGAUGAUGAUGAGGGUUCAGUGACGCUUCUUGUAACUACAAAGGAUGAAAGUGACUUUCAAGAGAAAUGGUAUCUUGACACUGGAUGUACAACACACAUGGCAUGGAGGAAAGACUGGUUCACAAGCCUAAAAGCUACUCAGAAUCACAAUGUAAAGUUUGCAGACAAUAGCAGCCUUGCAGUACAAGCUAUUGGUGAUGUGACCAUCAAAAGAAAGGAUGGUAAGUGCUCAGUGAUUUCUGGUGUAUUGUACAUACCAGGUAUGGAGUGUAAUCUACUCAGUAUAGGCCAAUUACUAGAGAAAGAUUAUAGAAUUGUAAUGGAGAAUAGGUUGCUGAAAGUGUACAACACUAAAGGUAACUUGUUGUUAAAAACUGAAAUGUCAAAGAAUAGGACAUUCAAUAUUGAGCUCAAUGUUCUGAAUCACAAGUGCUUGAUGACUGCAUCAAGUAGAGAAUAG
Messenger RNA from Trifolium pratense (red clover), 1380 nucleotides. RefSeq lists its product as uncharacterized. The record is from RefSeq and is a predicted model, not a curated record. NCBI's taxonomy places the organism in Eukaryota, Viridiplantae, Streptophyta, Magnoliopsida, Fabales, Fabaceae. Gene Ontology annotation, molecular function: zinc ion binding; nucleic acid binding. The coding region runs from base 1 to 1380 and encodes 459 amino acids. The transcript has 2 exons.